CCCGACCCGCUGCCGGGAGCAGGCAGCGGUAGCCGCGUCAGGCCUUGCUCUGAGGCACGGCGCGGCCCAGACGGGCGUUGAUUUCCCGGGGAGGGACCUCGUGGGGAGGAGAAAGUGAGGAGGCCGCGCGAAGGCGCUGAGCUUGGAGGCCUUGGGGCCUUGGUCGCGUCCCAGCACCCACAUGGCCUCGGGAGUGGGCGCGGCCUUCGAGGAGCUGCCUCACGACGGCACGUGUGACGAGUGCGAGCCCGACGAGGCUCCAGGGGCAGAGGAAGUGUGCAGAGAAUGCGGCUUCUGCUACUGUCUCCGCCACGCCGAGGCGCACAAGCAGAAGUUCCUCAGUCACCACCUGGCAGAGUACAUCCAUGGCGCUGGGGCCUGGCCCUCGGGAGCCACGGGGGAGGGCCAAGGGCAGGACAAAGUUGAAGCCAAGGUGGAGAAUGAGACAGAGAUAGAGAGCGAAGCUGGGGAAGAGAGUGAGUCUGAGGAAGAAAGUGAAUCAGAGGAGAGCGAGACGGAGGAAGAGAGUGAGGAUGAGAGCGAUGAGGAGAGUGAAGAAAACAGCGAGGAAGAAAUGGAGGAUGAGCAAGAAAGUGAGGCAGAGGAAGACAACGAGGAAGAAGGAGAGUCUGAGGCUGAGGGAGAAACUGAGGCAGAGAGUGAAUUCGACCCAGAAAUAGAAAUGGAAGCAGAGAGAGUGGCCAAGAGAAAGUGUCCGGACCAUGGGCUAGAUUUGAGCACCUAUUGUCAGGAAGAUAGGCAGCUCAUCUGUGUCCUGUGUCCAGUCAUUGGGGCUCAUCAGGGCCACCAACUCUCCACCCUAGACGAAGCCUUCGAAGAACUAAGAAGCAAAGACUCAGGCGGACUGAAGGCGGCUAUGAUAGAGUUGGUGGAAAGGUUAAAAUUCAAGAGCUCAGACCCUAAAGUAACGCGGGACCAGAUGAAGAUGUUCAUACAGCAGGAGUUUAAGAAAGUUCAGAAAGUGAUUGCUGAUGAGGAACAGAAGGCCCUUCAUCUAGUGGACAUCCAGGAGGCAAUGGCCACGGCUCAUGUGACUGAGAUACUGGCAGACAUCCAAUCCCAUAUGGACAGGUUGAUGACUCAGAUGGCCCAAGCCAAGGAACAACUUGAUACCUCUAAUGAAUCAGCUGAGCCAAAGGCAGAGGGUGACGAGGAAGGACCCAGGCUGCAUAUCGUGACUUCCUUCCAGAUAGUGCAUAUGGAAAAGGGGAAGAAGAGUGACUUUACAGUGGAGAAACCUACAAACACUACCUCAGCCAGGUGAUCAAGUGGUGCCAGUGAAGAAGAGGACACAUGAAGGCCUGCAUCACCAGUGGGAAAUCAUCCCUCCCCCUUGUGUGUCUGUGACAGCGUGUAUGUAACGGCUUCUGAUUUCUGUGAAAGUUGCCCAGCAACAAACGUACUUUCAUCGGAUAUGUCCCCAAAUUCUUUCCAAGGGACGACCAGUUCUCAUGCUUACUGACUGACUGUACAGCUUCUCUUUCUCGGUUGUAGUAGGUCAAGGAAAAUUGCCGCUUUGAUCAGUCAGGAGCAAUGAAGAAGGAUCCUUCAGGUAAUCCUUCAAUGGCUGCUUUGAAUGGACUCAGGAAAGGCAGCCUCUGUAAUAGUGUACAACCAAACAGUAUUGCUUUAUUAGGAAGGAUCUGGGAUAAUCUUGAGGGACAGUCGUAAUUUUCCCUACCUGCUAAUAAAAACCCCACUUUGUUCGUAUCGAAGCAUGAAACAAACGAGGGCAAAGUGAGGCUGAAUUGACUCAUAUAGAUAGUCUCUAGAAGUCCAAUUCUAAAUUCCUGAAAAUGUGGUGACAUGAAUUAGGAUGGAUGGCUUGAAAAUAGAGUGAAGGAAAGAAUUAAGUGCUAGAAAUACAUGGAAAUAUUUUUAGUAUGUGAGCUUAUGUAGGACUUCAGAUUCGUAAUUCAGUACUGUGGAGAUGAAAAAAGUGAGGAGAUAGAAAGGAAAUAACCUUGAAAAAAAAAAAAAAAAGACCAAA
This is a messenger RNA of Loxodonta africana (African savanna elephant), 2011 nucleotides long. RefSeq names its product tripartite motif containing 44 (gene TRIM44). Bases 182 to 1285 code for a protein of 367 amino acids. Lineage: Eukaryota; Metazoa; Chordata; Mammalia; Proboscidea; Elephantidae. Gene Ontology annotation, molecular function: ubiquitin protein ligase activity; zinc ion binding. The transcript has 6 exons. Gene Ontology annotation, biological process: regulation of gene expression; protein ubiquitination; protein stabilization. Gene Ontology annotation, cellular component: cytoplasm. The record is from RefSeq and is a predicted model, not a curated record.